Molecule: messenger RNA, 774 nt
Organism: Dovyalis caffra
Lineage: Eukaryota; Viridiplantae; Streptophyta; Magnoliopsida; Malpighiales; Salicaceae
Source: the annotation of a GenBank genome assembly
AUGGCUUUGGAUUCUCCAAAAAGUAUGGCAAGCAUGCCAAGAAAAGCGGAACUACUAGGCACGGUCGGCAUACCUGGAGAUGGAAGAUGUUUGUUUCGGUCUGUGGUUCAUGGUGCUUGGCUUAGGGCUGGGAAACCAUCUCCAAGCGAAAGCCUUGAGAAAGAACUAGCUGAUGAUCUCAGAGAUAAAUGUUUGGCCCUCUUACUGAAACGCCUUGGAUCAUUUCAACAGGUUGCAGAUGAAUUUAUAAAGAGGCGGAGGGACACUGAAUGGUUUCUUGAAGAUGAUUUUGACACUUAUGUUGACCAGAUGAGACAGCCCCAUGUUUGGGGAGGAGAGCCUGAGCUGCUCAUGUCCUCACAUGUCCUGACGAUGCCAAUCACUGUAUACAUGCGAGAAAAAGGUUCUGGUAGCCUUAAAAUUAUAGCAGAAUAUGGUCACGAGUAUGGUAAUGAAAAUCCUGUGCGUGUACUGUAUCAUGGUUAUGGGCACUAUGAUGCAUUGCGCAAUCUGAUUGGUGGUGCACAAACCAAGAAAGCUGUUGAAAAAACUGUGCGAUGCGAAUCUGACAAAUAUUAUGCAUUGCUUAUCUUUGUCCAAGAAAAGAUGAAGAAGAAACGGUUUGCCUGCCAUUUCACAAUAUGGGAUGUACUGCUUUCUGGUCUAAAGAUUUCUUCGUACUUGAAAUUAUCUUAUUCCUUAAAGGACUUGAAGCGAUUCAAUAUGAAUAUUACACAGAAAUUUGAUGGGUUUGCAAGAUGCAAUUGCGCCUAA